UCAAAAUCUGAAGCUAAAAACAGAUACACGAUCAUAUUACUGAAAAUAUACGUAUAAAUACAUUUAUUAUUCAUAUAUACACAAAACACAUUUAAUCCGUAACGUUAUUAUGGCGUUUGAUGAAGAUAUGAAAAUGUCGUCUUUCCUUAGAGAAGAAGAGCACCACUCGCUAUCGAGGCUCUCCGUUUGUUAUAACCACGACGGUGAUGAAGCCGACGUAGAGCCGUCCGACUCCGACGAAAAACUUGUCGGCGGAGGAGAGAAAGCCAUGGAGCAGCAGCUAGAGUUUUCAGAUUCCGACAAAGGGUCAACGGGUUGUCAGUCACUUCCGGCGACGCCACCAAGAUGGAGAAGGCGGCGAGGUUCGACGCUGAGCUCGCCGGUGUCCGGAGAUAAAGCUUACGCGAGCGAGAACGAAGCGGGAAAGAAAAAACAAGAGAGUAACAACAAUCCUAGGAGGAGGAGGAAGUUGCGACCGGAGUAUCCGCCGUGGGUGGACAGUAUGCGGAGGAGCUAUGCUGAAGAACAGAGCGGUUACGGUGGAGGAGUGGUGGUGGUGACGAAGCCUAAAGGAGGAGGAAGGCCAUUGUGUAUGGAUUUAGGGGAAGUCGAAGCUUGUAAGGAUUUAGGAUUUGAGCUCGAACCGGGUCGGGUCUCUUAUUCCGGGUCAACGAUGGGUACUAGUAGUGGCGGCAAUUCUCCCGUCUCCCCCAACCACCGUAUCUCUAGUCCCGGGGAUGAUCCAAACAAAGUGAAAGCUAGGCUGAAGGCAUGGGCGCACGCUGUGGCUUUUGUGUCUACCACUCAUCGUCAACGUCCUUCCUAAUUCUUUUUGAUC
This is a messenger RNA of Brassica oleracea var. oleracea, 838 nucleotides long. RefSeq lists its product as uncharacterized. NCBI's taxonomy places the organism in Eukaryota, Viridiplantae, Streptophyta, Magnoliopsida, Brassicales, Brassicaceae. The transcript is spliced from 2 exons. The coding region runs from base 110 to 826 and encodes 238 amino acids. The record is from RefSeq and is a predicted model, not a curated record.